This is a messenger RNA of Macadamia integrifolia, 3355 nucleotides long. Its product is annotated as probable leucine-rich repeat receptor-like protein kinase At1g35710. The record is from RefSeq and is a predicted model, not a curated record. Gene Ontology annotation, biological process: hormone-mediated signaling pathway; protein phosphorylation. Bases 1 to 3105 code for a protein of 1034 amino acids. Lineage: Eukaryota; Viridiplantae; Streptophyta; Magnoliopsida; Proteales; Proteaceae. Gene Ontology annotation, molecular function: protein kinase activity; ATP binding; protein binding. The transcript has a single exon. Gene Ontology annotation, cellular component: plasma membrane.
AUGGUUGAUUCACUGGACUUGAAUUCCCCCAUGGCUUACUACUCAUCCACCCAUUCUUCUCCGACUCCAUUAAUGUCGUUUUUCUAUCUUUGCCUUAUCAUCUUAUUCCUCAGUACUUUCUCUGCGUUUGGUAGUGGAUUAGGGGUUUCUUCCUCUCAGUCGUCAUCAAGUGAAACAGAGGCUCUACUCAAAUGGAAAGCCACUCUCCAAAACUACUCUGUCCCUGCUCUCCGUUCUUGGAAGCUUACAUCAUCAUCCUCAGCACCAAUCCCCUGCUGCAACUGGUUUGGUAUAACUUGUAACAAAGCCCGAACCAGCGUGAUUGAGAUUAGCCUUCCAGGACUGGAGCUGCAAGGUACGCUUAACAACUUCACCUUCUCUUCCUUUCCCAAUCUAUUCAGUCUCAAUCUCAGUGGCAAUGGACUCACAGGAGCCAUACCAGAUCAAAUUGGUAGCCUCUCCAAACUGAUCACCUACCUCGAUCUCAGUGGCAAUGAACUCAGUGGUCCAAUACCUUACGUAAUGAGAAAUCUAAAAAAUUUGGUUAUGCUGGACCUAGAUACAAAUAAGCUCAGUGGUCCAAUCCCUCAUUCUCUGUCUAAUUUAACUAGACUAGAGUUCCUCUAUUUGAAUUCGAAUCAAUUAUCUGGUCCAAUGCCUUCUGAAAUCGGAGAUAUGAAAAAUUUGAAUGAUUUGGUGCUAUCUGAAAACAACCUCAUUGGUCCAAUCCCUCAUUCUCUGGCAAAUUUAAGUAAACUAGAGAAGCUCUAUUUGUAUUCAAAUCAAUUAUCUGGUCCAGUGCCUUCUGAAAUUGGAGAUAUGAAAAAUUUGGUUGACUUGCAGCUAUCUCAAAACAACCUCAGUGGUCCAAUCCCUCAUUCUCUGUCUAAUUUAACUAGACUAGAGUUCCUCUAUUUGAAUUCGAAUCAAUUAUCUGGUCCAAUGCCUUCUGAAAUCGGAGAUAUGAAAAAUUUGAAUGAUUUGGUGCUAUCUGAAAACAACCUCAUUGGUCCAAUCUCUCAUUCUCUGGCAAAUUUAAGUAAACUAGAGAAGCUCUAUUUGUAUUCAAAUCAAUUAUCUGGUCCAGUGCCUUCUGAAAUUGGAGAUAUGAAAAAUUUGGUUGACUUGGAGCUAUCUCAAAACAACCUCAGUGGUCCAAUCCCUCAUUCUCUGUCUAAUUUAACUAGACUAGAGUUCCUCUAUUUGAAUUCGAAUCAAUUAUCUGGUCCAAUGCCUUCUGAAAUCGGAGAUAUGAAAAAUUUGAAUGAUUUGGUGCUAUCUGAAAACAACCUCAUUGGUCCAAUCCCUCAUUCUCUGUCUAAUUUAACUAGACUAGAGUUCUUCUAUUUGAAUUCGAAUCAAUUAUCUGGUGCAAUACCUCAAGACUUUGGUAGCCAAGCAUCUAUUGUAGAAUUUGAGUUGUUCGACAACGUCUUAUCUGGAAGCUUACCACAACAAAUAUGCCAUGAGCGAUCACUUCAAAAAUUUUCAGUUUCUAACAAUAAUCUCAUGGGUCCUAUUCCUGACUUUAGAAAUUGCACAAGUUUAAUGAGAGUUCGACUCGACAACAACCGAUUAGUAGGAAAUAUAACUGACAGUUUUGGUAUACAUCCACAUCUUUAUUACAUUGAUAUGAGUCACAACAGACUAUAUGGAGAGUUGUCACCAAACUGGGGAAAAUGUAAGAAUUUGUCCGUUCUGAAGAUUUUUGGAAAUAAUAUUAGUGGGAAGAUACCACUUGGGGUUGGUCAGUUAACUCAACUUGGAGAACUUGAUCUUUCUUCCAAUAAAAUUGCUGGAGAAAUACCAAGGGAAUUGGGUAGUUUAUCCACAUUGUUACACUUGAAUUUAAGUGGAAACCAUAUUUCAGGGCAUGUACCAGUUGAAAUUGGUAAAUUAAUCAAUUUGGAGCUUCUUGACCUCUCGGCAAACAGGUUAAUUGGAUCAAUCUCGGUUCAGCUUGGUCAAUGCUCCAAAUUGCUGUCAUUAAAUUUGAGCUGGAAUUCAUUGAAUGGAAGCAUUCCAUCUCAAAUUGGUGAUCUAGUAUCCUUACAAAUUCAGUUGGACCUUAGUCAUAACUCAAUUAGUGGAUCGAUACCACCUGAGCUUGCAAAGUUGAUGAUGCUGGAAAUUUUGAACUUAUCCCAUAAUAUGAUCACAGGCUCAAUACCUUUUUCUCUUGAAAAUAUGGUUAGCUUAGUAUCUCUUGAUCUAUCCUACAAUGAGUUAGAGGGUGUUGUUCCCAACACUAGGGUUUUUAGAAAUGCUUCUUCACCUCAAGCAUUUAGAAACAAUAAGGGGUUAUGUGGUGAACUUCAAGGUCUACUUCCUUGCAAUCCAUCUCUUACAAGCAAAGGAUUGAAAAAAAAUGGACAUAAAGUCGUCAUAUCCAUCGUUGCUUCUUUGAUAGGACUUUUGUUCCCAAUAUUUGCAAUUAUUGGCGUUUUCUUCCUCGUGCGAAAAAAAGUGAAAAAAGGGAAUAUAGAACAGGCAAGAAGAAACCAUGGAAAUGUAUUUUCAAUAUGGAAUUUUGAUGGAAAGAUUGCUUAUGAGGACAUUAUUCAAGCAACAGAGGAUUUUGAUGCCAAAUAUUGCAUUGGAAUUGGAACUUAUGGGAGUGUUUACAAAGCAGUGCUACCUACUGGCCAUGUAGUCGCCUUGAAGAAGUUCCAUCCGUUGGAAGGUGAGAUGAUAGUUGAUGAUGAAAGCUUUGAGAAUGAGAUUCGUGUGUUAACAGAAAUAAGGCAUCGAAACAUAGUCAAACUUUAUGGAUUCUGCUUUCAUCCACGAUGCAUGUUUCUUGUUUAUGAGUACAUGGAAAAAGGAAGCAUAGCACGUAUCUUAAGCAAUCAAGCAGAGGCUAUUGAGUUUGAUUGGCAGAAAAGAGUAAAUGCCAUAAAAAGUGUGGCCAAUGCUUUGUCUUACUUGCAUCAUGAUUGUAAUCCCCCAAUAAUUCAUCGGGAUAUUUCAAGCAAAAAUAUAUUGCUGGACUUGGACCUUGAGGCUCAUGUAUCUGAUUUUGGCAUUGCAAGAUCAUUAAAGCCAAACUCAUCUAAUUGGACGUCACUUAAAGGAACUCAUGGAUAUGUUGCUCCAGGUAUUUAAAAUUUUCAAUGCUAUAUACUAAUUUUUUUUUUAUUGUAGUUUGAGGUUUCUUUAUUUUUACUGAAUUGGGCCAUUAAAGUAUUUUCCAUCUUAGUAUUGAAAAAGGAAAAGAUAAUGUGUUUGCAUCUUAUACCUUCAAGUCCAAGGGGAGCAUCAAAUUAUUAUAGUGAAAAAUAUAAUGUUUGAACUUUGAAAGAUUUAGUUCACAAUCAUAGGACUUUGAUUAAAAAAUUAUAUUUUAUUUUCUUUU